Messenger RNA from Choloepus didactylus (southern two-toed sloth), 3198 nucleotides. RefSeq lists its product as uncharacterized. The record is from RefSeq and is a predicted model, not a curated record. Gene Ontology annotation, molecular function: GTPase activity; GTP binding. Gene Ontology annotation, cellular component: endoplasmic reticulum membrane. The transcript has 4 exons. Gene Ontology annotation, biological process: defense response; cellular response to interferon-beta. NCBI's taxonomy places the organism in Eukaryota, Metazoa, Chordata, Mammalia, Pilosa, Megalonychidae. Bases 1 to 2949 code for a protein of 982 amino acids.
AUGACUAGGAGUCAUGAAGUUGAAGCAAUCUCUCCUGUUUGGAGCCAUGGGUCAGUUUUUCUCCAAAUCUUCCAAAAAAAAAAAGAUCAGGAUCUCAGCUAUGAUUUUGAUGAGUUUUUAAAGACAGUCAAGGAUGAAAGCAGAAUUCUCUCUCAAAAAUACAUCAUUUUGAUCCGGUCAUAUCUGGGGAGGCAGGACAUCCGGAGGGCAGUUUCUACAAUCCAGGCUGCACUGAAAGAAAUUGAGAGUGCCCCAGUUUAUGUGGCCGUGACAGGUGAGACAGGUUCAGGGAAGUCAUCUUUCAUCAACGCCCUGAGAGGGGUCGGGCAUGAAGGAGACGAUGCGGCCCCCACUGGGGUGGAGGAGACAACCAAGGAAAGAGUUCCAUACAAGCACCCAAGGAGUCCCAGAGUGACACUGUGGGACUUGCCAGGCAUAGGCACCAGUACUUUCCCAGCACACAAGUAUCCGGAGGAAAUGAAAUUUGGUGAGUAUGACUGCUUUAUUAUCACUUCCUGUACACGCUUCAAGGAGAAUGAUGCACAGCUGGCCAAACUGAUCCACAAAAUGAAAAAGAAUUUCUAUUUUAUUCGAACUAAGGUGGAUAAUGAUUUAUAUAAUCAGAAAAAGUCUAAACCUCUGACAUUUGAUCAAGAGAGUCUCUUAGAAAAGAUCCGAAAAGACUGUCUAACACACCUGCGGGAGGCUGAGGUGAGUGACCCUCGAGUUUUCUUAGUCUCCAGUCAUGAUACAUCUGAGUAUGAUUUUCCAGUCCUGGAGAACACCCUGUUGAAGGACCUCCCAGCUGAAAAGCGCCACAACUUCAUGGUCUCCCUGCCCAGUGUUACAGAGGCUGUUGUUGAGCGUAAGAGGAAUGUCCUUAUGCAGAAGAUUUCUCUGGAAGCCGUUUCAGAUUAUUUAUCUCACUCCAUUGCUUUUCCUGGGUCCAUUGAUGAGAAUGAUGAAGAGAUGCUGGUGCACACCCUAAACAGGUUUAGAACCUUCUUCGGAUUGGAUGAUGCAUCCCUCAGAAGGAUGGCUGAGAUUUUGAAUAUGUCCUUGGAGGAAAUAAAGUUGAGCAUCCAUUCUGCAAAUUUUUUAACAUGUCAGGAAAAUCACCGAAAAUUAGCAAAUAUCCUGACACAUCACUUUUCAGCCAGUGGAAACAUCUUUUUCCCUGCCAUAUGUAUCACAAAGAGAGUUGCUUUUCAGUUACAUAUUCUCAACCUAGUGGUGGAAGAUGCGAAAGCUAUCAUAAAAAAUGAAAAGCUUUUCAGAGCACACAGAAACCGGCACUCACUUGAGCCCCUCCCAGAAAGGGUGAAGCAGAGAGAAGGACUUAGAUCUAUAAAGAAUAGAGCAGUGAGGAGGUCCAGACUCCAGAAGAAAUUCCCAAAUCAUCGGAAGGUCCUUUUCCAGCAACUCUUCUCUCCGUCUCUCCCUGCUCUUCCACUGCAACCCCAAACCCUCCACAACUUCUGUCCAUGCUUCCUGAGCAAAGGGUGUCUGGAUUUGCAUUUUGGAACAUCCCAGGGGGAUCUGCUUCUGCCUGGGAGGACAGAGAACCUUCCCCAGGGAGGGGGUGACGUCCCAGGAGUGCCCCUGACCCCUGCAAGGAUCACCCUCUGCUUCCAGGAGCUGGUCACCCCACUGCUCAUAGAUAUGGAAGAGUCCCCAGUGUCCCCUCACACUCCAUUAUCUGCAUCCUUCACUUCUGCUGUGCCAAACCGUUCACGCAGGAGCGUUCCAGGUGAGGCAAAGGUCUUGAGUAUUGAGAAGACUUGGGCAGAUGGGCGGUUACCACAGAUGGUUUCUCUGGUCAGAGAGACUGUGAGGAAAUCAUCCUGCAUAACUCUGGACAUCGCAGUGAUGGGGGACUCUGGCAAUGGCAUGUCCUCCUUCAUCAACGCACUGAGGGGCAUCGGGCAUGAGGAGGAGGCCGCGGCUCCCACUGGGGUGGUGAGAACCACCCUCACUCGUGCCUGCUACUCAUCCUCGCAUUUGCCCUAUGUGCUGCUGUGGGACCUGCCCGGCACAGGGGCUACCACCCAAAGCCUGGAGAAUUAUCAGCAGGAAAUGCAGUUCAGCCUGUAUGAUCUCUUCAUCAUCAUCACAUCUGAGCAGUUCAGCAAGAAUCAUGUCAGGCUUGCCAAGGCCGUCGAGUGCAUGGGAAAGAAGUUCUACGUGGUGUGGACCAAGCUGGACAGGGACCUCAACACGAGUGCCCUCAGGGAGGAAGAGCUCCAGCAGAAUAUCCGAGGAAAUAUCCUGGAAAAUCUCCAGAAGGAAUGGGUGUGUGAACCCCCCAUUUUCCUGGUUUCCAGCCUUGACCCUUCAUUGCACGACUUCCCAAAGCUUAGGGACACAUUGCAAAAGGACCUCACCUACCUCAGGUGCCGUGGUCCCCUACAGAACCUGUUCCGUACCUGUGAGAAGAUCAUUGAUGACAAAGUGACCUCCCUGCAGGAGAAAAUAGGCACAAAGUCUUUCCAGAACACCCUUGGCAUCAGGAACGCAGAUAAUUUCGAAGAGUGUCUGAAAGCCUACCACUGGCACUUCGGGGUUGAUGAUGAAUCUCUCCAGCUGGUGGCACAGACAACAGGGACAGCCUUUCCCGAGUACAAGGCCAUCAUGAAGUCCCAGGAUAUUCGGACUGUCAACAAAGCUAACUGGAAACUGACGCUCAUGAAUUUUUUUGUCAUUCGAGCUUUCCUCUGCCUUCUUAGCUGCAUCCCUUUCUUCGGUACAUUUGUCAUCCGUUCCUUCAGGCAGCUGAAACAAAAACAGCUCCUUGUGAUAGUUGCCGAGGACACCAAGAGCAUCUUGAGCAAAGUCCUGAAAGACUCCAUCCCACAUGAAGGCCACCUUGGGAAAAGUCCACCAGGUUUCUUCACCAGAUUCUUUCCUCAGUGGGGUACUUUUUCCUCUGUUGGAAAACAAAGAUACUAAACUUAACACUUUCUGCUUAUUUCUAAAGCCUGUAGAUUGCUUGAAAGCAAUUAGGAAAAUUGUUCAUCCUUCUACUGCCAAUUACAGUGUACAGUGUUUGUUGAAAUCAUUAAAUAUGCUUCCAUGGAUUGUAAUAUGGAAAUUUUCUUUCAGUUAAAAAUAUCAAGUAUGUCCUGCUCAGUCUCCUUUUUUCCUAAUACGUUAACGUUAAUAUCAUUUAUCCUCAUUAAAGAUUUUUCAUUCACUCUU